This is a messenger RNA of Opisthorchis viverrini, 955 nucleotides long. RefSeq lists its product as hypothetical. The coding region runs from base 365 to 793 and encodes 142 amino acids. The transcript is spliced from 4 exons. The record is from RefSeq and is a predicted model, not a curated record. NCBI's taxonomy places the organism in Eukaryota, Metazoa, Platyhelminthes, Trematoda, Opisthorchiida, Opisthorchiidae.
AUGACAGCCUCACAUUUUUCCAUCCCGUCGGCCUGCACAGUGGGUCAGGCGCCAACUGCGCACACAACCCAAUGGGACGAUCGCGGAGUCGUUCAAGUUCCAGUCCCUACAAAUCACGGCACAAAAGGCAUCGAAGCCGCUCGAGAGACCGGGGCAAAGAAAAAGAUCGUUACAAAGAUAAGGGUGAUGAAUAUGGUCGGGACAGGAAACGAUCCAGAGGUACAGAUAAAUCCCACCGGGAUUCACGGCGUCAUGAUCGCCGCAGACGGUACACCUCAUUCGUUUCUUUGUAACGAUUGUUUCCAGAAGUUCCACGGGUUCGAGCUACGAUAGUGAUGCUGAAAGGCGAACACGACGCACGAGAAUGAAGGAAAUCGACAGAAAAAUAGAAGAGGCGCGGAAACGUGAGGAAGCUGAAAAACGAUUAUUGGAACAGAAAGAAAAAGAGCGACGCCUAAAGGAAGAACGUGAGCGUGAGGCAGAAGCGGCCCGUCAGCUGGAGGCCAGAGUGGUGGAAGCAUUCGAGGCCGCUUUGGUCGAUCGUGCGGAUGAUCUCCAGGCUGAGUUGGAGCGCAGGUAUCAGGCGGAAAUUGACCGGCGGGUGAAGCAGCGCCUCGAUGAGCUUGAACGGGAUUAUCAACGGAAGUUGGAAGAGGAGAAACGACUUGAAGAAGAGGAAAAACGGAAACAGGCAGAGCUUGAUCGGAUCUUGGAGGAGAAUAACAGGAAAUUGAUGGAAGCUCGGCGUAAAGAGGACCCCUCCCUACAGACCCUGUUCGCUAUCACUGGGUGAUGAAAUGAAACGUGUUUCUUCUUUUUGUACAUAUGUAUUUUUUGCACAUUUAUUCUUCCAAAUCGUCCUUACAUGUAGGCGAAAACAGUGCAUCAAACGCCUCCGUGUUCCUUAUUUGCUUUCUUUGCUGUUUCACCGUGGUGCAGUCACUUUUCCGCUUGC